UUCAUUCUUCAUUCAUUGCAUCAACAACAUCAUCGCGACAACAGGAAUUAAGGCCAUUGUCUGCUCUAGCAGGUGCAACGUGCCAUUCUACGCUAUUGCUUAGCAUUUCUGUUCGUUCAUUUAUUGAUUUAUUUCAUUUAUUCAUUCACUUCAAAAAAGGCAUACGACUGACUACAGAAAAGACUAUUCAUCAAUAAUUCAGGUAUAUGACUGGAGAACCACCACCACUGACACCUCGAACCCCUCCUGCACCUCGAACGCCGCCGUCCAGGCCUUUGGGUGCUUAUCGAGGAAGCAGAGCAGGAAGAGAUGAUCAGAUAAACGCUCCAGGAGCGCCAAGGACCCCUAAAAUAAUGCCUGCCUGGCAAGACCCGACCUCCCCAACACCUAUGAAUAUGAGACGUGUUAGGCGAAGUACAUCAAAUUUACCCCCGCUUGCACGAGCUAUCAUGGGGGAUCUAUCUGAUCCUCAAUCGCAAAGUCCCAGUCAUGCGAGCGCAGCAAACGGCGUUGGGAUCCUUGAGGAGGGUGAUGUAGAGCUGGAAACUCGUUUAUCAUCCGGUGCAGAAAACGGAUUGCACACCCAACCUCGGCUACUUGUAACAAUACCUCUCAGCAGCAAAAAGCGACCGCAUGCCAACAACUCUAUACACUCCAAUGAUACUAGUCAAAAACAGCGACGAUAUGAAUGUGCUCAAGCCAAUAAUUCAAACAGAGAUCCGAUCAUGGGUAGCCCAUCCGUCCGAGUCUCUAUGGAGAGAAACCUUCAUUUCCAGAAGCCAUUAGUCGAGAAGCGACCAAAGUCAGUCCUUGAGGACCCAAUAGGAUCAGGCACAUCUGAGCGACCAAAUAAGACGCGAAAUCCUCCAUGGAACCAUGCUAGUGCGAGUACAACAAAUAUUAGUGAUGCCUUGCAAAGCAAGGUAGGGUGGACGAAAUUGGACGGUACUGAGACAGACGCUGAACAACGGGCGAAAAUAGAUGGAGUUCAGCUAGAAAGAAAAGGAGGAACCACAUAUCAGGAGACGGAGCUUCAUUAUUCAGAAGAUGCUAGACCCCAUUCUGAGGAUGAUCAGGGUGAUGUGCAUGAUAUUGAAUCAGAUGGUGAGGAAGGCCAUGGUCGUCCAGCAAUUUCGGACUUUGCUCGGAAAGAAAUGGAGGAGUUUGAGAGAGGCUUCAAUGGUUUACAAGGAAAAUUCAAACUUCUGAACAAGAUAGGAGAGGGCACAUUCAGUUCUGUGUACAAAGCAAUUGACUUGGAGUAUGAUCAGUACGACAACUCGGGAUGGGAUUAUGGUCUAGAUAGACAUCCCCAAAGGAGCUCUGGUGAGGCCGAGGAGCAGAAAGAAGAAACCAAAGAUAUACCAGAGGUCGCUGUAAAAUCGAAUAAUGCCAAAGAAGGCAAAGUUGUUGCAAUUAAGCGUAUCUAUGUCACAAGUAGUCCGCGGAGGAUUGAAAAUGAAAUAUCUAUUUUGCGCCAGCUCAGCGGCCAUAAGAAUGUAGUACCACUCAUCACAGCCUUCCGUUCCAUGGACCAAGUCAUUGUAGUAUUACCUUACUUUGAACACCGCGAUUUUCGGGACUACUACAAGACUUUGCCAAUGGAUGAUAUUCGCUGCUAUUUUCGAGCCCUCUUGAGAGGACUUGAGCAUGUACAUUCAUUUGGGAUCAUUCAUAGAGAUAUUAAGCCAAGCAACUUCCUUUACGACACAGAGGCAAGGACGGGUUUAAUCGUGGAUUUUGGGUUGGCUCAUCGGCAGGAAGAUCCACCCACCAGGGAAAACGAUACAUCUACUACCCCUGAGUCUAAGGCGGCCAGGGAUAGCCGAGUUUCAGUUGACAAUAGAAUAAAUACGAAUAUCCAACCACAGGUAGCCGUUGCAAGAAACAUUAUGACAGGGACCUCAGACGUCAAUGCUGAGAAAACUAAUGUGGCUCAUUCUCUAGCAACCUCCAAUGUUAAAACUGAAGAUACAGCAAUUCGAACGGGUUCAGGCGUCAAAAAUACAUCUGUUGCUACUAGUAAUCCAGCAAACCAAUCAGGCAAUCAAGUAUCCGGCACUGAGUUGUCUAAUGUCUCAGUCUCUGCACCGUCAUCAGCAUUCCAAACGUUAACAUCUAUCAACAGUACAAAGCAAAAAAUACCAACCUCUGUUCCCAUGCCAGGGCCAAUCAACUCACAGAAUUCAAUCCUUGCUACGAACCGUGAGCCUGGAGUACUUCGAAAAGACCCAAGGCCAGUAGUAAGGGUCAAUCGAGCCGGGACAAGAGGGUUCCGUGCACCUGAGGUGCUAUUUAGACAUUUACAUCAGACAAUUGCGUUGGAUAUAUGGUCGGUGGGAUGUAUUCUGAUAGCCUUCUUGACAGGAAGGUUCCCAUUUUUCAAUUCAAUCGACGAUGUUGAAGCUGUGCUCGAAAUCGCCAUUCUUUUUGGAAGACAUGAAAUGGAAAAAGCCGCAGCGACAUUUGACCGAUCUUUCGUUACCAAUGUGCCCACUGUUAAAGAUGAACCUAUUUGCCUUCUUAAAAUAUGCCGGGUUUUGAAUCCAACUCGAUUCAAUCCGCCUCCGGGGUAUGUCACCCAAUUUUCGCAUCGGAAAAUUGCAGCUAUAUCAGCCGCUAGAGCUGCUAGAGCUCUUAGAGCUGCUAGAGCACAACAGCUAUCUCUGAGUGGUAUAACAGCGUCACAAACAAGCCUUGUGCAGCAGAGUCAACAGCGCCCUAUGUUCACCUCAAAUGAUCCUAGAGGAUUAAAGCACCAACAGGCGCCUACUGUAUCUUACACUAAGGAUGAUAGACAACUCACUCAUACAGCUCAUUCACAACAACCAUCGAGCAUAGUGUCAAAUGGCAAGUUAAAUCCGAAUGAUGGACUUAAAAACCGCACCACUCAUUCUACAACGAUUACGCGCGGAACUAAAACAGGCUCCGCUAGCACCAUUCAGCCUCCCUACAACCCGUCCAUGGCUCACCCACAUGUAGCUAAUAAUGAUGCUAGCGAUAAAAACAAGAAAGCGGAUAAUGGCAGUUCAACGUCAGCAUUACUACAAAAUAUGAAGCAUGGGGAUGGGGAUGACUAUGAGAAUGAAAAAGAUGAUCGCCACGUCGAUAUUGAUGAGUUUGCUGCAGCUGCAGAAUGUACUGCAACUGAAAGCAAGAGUGUAGGCAAAAAUGCAACAGAAGAAUUCCGGAGGAAAGCACGAUCUAAGAAACCCCCCGUUAUUGGAACUGAUUCACAAGAGGAUCUUAUUCUGGCAGUAGAUCUCCUGGAGCAGAUGUUGACGCUUGAUCCAAGACGGAGGAUCACAGCCGCAAACGCGCUAAAGCAUCCCUUUUUGGCAGAGAAAAAAAAAGAGUGAAGAUUAUUAGUGCUGAAAGGUGUACUAUACACUAUUGUUUUGUAGCUUUUGUCAGAUUUUAUACAUGUACAAUAUACUUUAAUAUACUUUGCAUUGUAUGACCGUAUGGGCCACUCUAAUGCGCGUUAUUU
Molecule: messenger RNA, 3490 nt
Organism: Lobosporangium transversale
Lineage: Eukaryota; Fungi; Mortierellomycota; Mortierellomycetes; Mortierellales; Mortierellaceae
Exons: 7
Coding region: 207-3359 (1050 amino acids)
Biological process (GO): mitotic DNA damage checkpoint signaling; protein phosphorylation
Cellular component (GO): nucleus
Molecular function (GO): protein serine/threonine kinase activity; ATP binding
Source: RefSeq, a predicted model, not a curated record